CCUUCGAAGAAGCAAAUCAAGUAAUAUAGCCACCAUGUUCAAAUACGCCGUUGUUGUCCUCGCCCUCGUUGCCUGUGCUGCUGCCAAACCAGGACUCCUGGGUGCUCCUCUGGCCUACACUUCUCCCUUGGCCUAUACUGCUCCUCUGGCUUACUCUGCUCCUGCUGCAGUGGUGGCUGCUCCUGCUCCAGUCGUGACCGCCACCAGUAGCCAGGUGAUCGCCAGGAACUACAAUGGAAUCGCUGCUGCCCCCGUGAUUGCCCCCGUGGCUGCUCCAGUGGUCGCCAAGUACGCAGCUGCUCCUUUGGCUGGCCCGUUGGCAUAUUCCUCCCCUUUGGCAUUCUCCACCCCUCUCAGCUACGCCGCUGCUCCCACGCCACUCCUUAUCUAAAUUAAACUGCGAUCA
Messenger RNA from Drosophila takahashii, 406 nucleotides. Its product is annotated as cuticle protein 16.5-like. Lineage: Eukaryota; Metazoa; Arthropoda; Insecta; Diptera; Drosophilidae. The record is from RefSeq and is a predicted model, not a curated record.